AUGCAAGUGGAGCGUGUUUCUAAUCCAGUUCAACCAAGCCUUGCAAUCAUUAUCGCCAUAAUCUCAAUCAUGUUCUCUGUAACAAUUCUCAUGGUUGCCUAUGGAAAGUUCUGCGACACAACUAGGCCUGUUCUCUCUGGCCCUAGACACACCUUUCGUGAUCUUGUUAGAUCAAGAUCUAGAUGUUCCGGGAUUGAUAAAGCAGUGAUUGAAACGCUACCUUUUUUCAGGUUUUCUUCACUCAAGGGAUCCAGAGAAGGCCUUGAGUGUUCAGUUUGCCCGUUAAAGUUUGAAGACAGUGAAGUUCUUCGGUUGUUACCCAAGUGCAGGCAUGCAUUCCAUAUGGAUUGCAUCGAUAAAUGGCAAGAAAGCCAUUGCAGCUGUCCCCUUUGCAGAUGGAGUGAUGUUAACCCUUCAGACUUGAUGUUGUUGAAGUCUGAGAUGCUUAAUAUCAUAUUAAGCAAGAGACUGUCUCCUUUGAAUUCCAGUGUCGAGUUCCACCAUGGCUUUUCCAUGAACGAACAAAUUGUGAAGAUUAAGGAGGACUUGGAUACGAAGAGACUGUAUGAGUUUAAAGUUGGUAAAAUAAAAAUGAGUUAUUCAAUUUCUACUUCAAGCUUUCCUUUAGAUUCUAAAAAUGAAGGAAACCAAACUGCAAGCUCAAGACUACUGAUUCCAGCUCAGAACAGAUCAUUGUCAGAGAUCACCAACAUUUCGAGGUUCAGAGAGUUCAGGACAAGAAACAGGAUCAUAGAAGGAAAUAAUGGAAGAGAUGAAAAGAUGAGGAGGCUUUGGCUCAAGAUAGUAAGGCACACAGUUGAAUGGUUUGCAGGCCGAGAAAGAAAUUCAGAGAGCAAGAGAAAACCAUCAAAUCUGUGA
Molecule: messenger RNA, 879 nt
Organism: Diospyros lotus (date-plum)
Lineage: Eukaryota; Viridiplantae; Streptophyta; Magnoliopsida; Ericales; Ebenaceae
Product: E3 ubiquitin-protein ligase ATL42-like
Exons: 2
Coding region: 1-879 (292 amino acids)
Source: RefSeq, a predicted model, not a curated record